AUGCCAGUGAUAUACAUUCUGUGGUCGUAUCUUCCAUCCCCAUUUCUCCACCAACUCGGCAUCUACUACUAUCCCAACCGUUGGUGGUCGCUGGCAAUCCCAGCGUGGCUAGUGGCGUUGAUCAUCUACAUCUACGUGGCACUGGCAUCGUACAACACCGGUUACUUGACCCUACCUAUGAACAGCAUGGAGAAUAUCGUGGACGAUGUCGCCAACGUCGCAGUCAUUGACGGAAAAGCGCGACGACGACCUGGGGGAGCAGCAAAGAUGAAACCGGGUGCGACGUCCUAUCAGAUCAUGGGCCCUCAGAAUCGCAAGGUGAACUGGCAGGAGAUCUGGAACGAAGGCACCGACGCGGUUAUGGAUGUGCCGGUGGGAGGCGUGUGUGAGGUGCUGUAUGGCCAAGAGCGGAACAAUGGCUUGGAACUCUCUUCGCAGACGGCAGAUUAUCGGCGGUCUUCUUUCUCAUAG
Molecule: messenger RNA, 471 nt
Organism: Penicillium lagena
Lineage: Eukaryota; Fungi; Ascomycota; Eurotiomycetes; Eurotiales; Aspergillaceae
Product: PIG-P-domain-containing protein
Exons: 1
Coding region: 1-471 (156 amino acids)
Source: RefSeq, a predicted model, not a curated record